GUGGUUGCUAUAGAUACAUAAUCCUGUCUGUAGAGUCUAGAGUUAAAGCUAAGCUACGGAUCGCUCCGGGAAAACGUGCGUUGAGGCAAAUGGCUGAUUCAGAAAAUCUGGCUUAAGUAGGUAAUGAAAAUCAAGCUAUGGAAGACACUUCUACAGAAAAGCAAACAGAAGAAAUUACAGAUGUUACAGAUUCUAACAAGGAGCAGACAGAUACAGUACCCUUGAAUGAAACAGGUCUAUCUGCAAAGCAGGAAUACAACAUAGAUUCAACAACACAAGAAUUGGAUAUUGCUGAUGAACCAAUGCAAGAGCAAGAUGGUGCUAUAGAACAAGAGCCGGAUGCAUUUGAGAACCUGAACAUUAGUCAGGAACCUGUACAGGAUGCAGAUAUUGCUGAGCAGCUGUUGCAGAGGACAGAUCAAACCACAGCCAAGGAACCAGACAGAGAGGAAGAGCUAGUUGGGGAUGUGGCUGCUGCUGAAGAAUUGGCAUUGGAGUUGGACAGCACAGAAACAGAAUUUGAUGCAAAACUCCAAGAUUUUCCAAAUGAUUUUGGUGAUGAAAUUAAACCAACUAGAAUUGAGACAGAUGCAUCAACAUCUGAAAGUACAGGUGCCAGUGAUGGUGUUUCUGAACAGUAUCCUGUUUUGGCAGCUGUUGUUCCAGAAGACAUAAACAUGGCAAAUUUGGCAGCUCAGAUUACAGAAAUGAUAAAAAAUGCUAUUGUAACAGGUAUAUAUUAUGUUCGAUAUGGCAGUCUUUCCCAACUCAUUUUAAAUUUCUCACUGUAA
Molecule: messenger RNA, 791 nt
Organism: Protobothrops mucrosquamatus (brown spotted pit viper)
Lineage: Eukaryota; Metazoa; Chordata; Lepidosauria; Squamata; Viperidae
Exons: 2
Coding region: 138-791 (217 amino acids)
Source: RefSeq, a predicted model, not a curated record